AUGCCUAGACCUCAAAGACGUGGGAAGAAUCCCAGAGACAGCAAGGAAAAUAUUGUCAAUAUUGACAUUCCUUCCACUGUGAUGCAUUCUAUAUUAGAGAAGCUCGAUUUAACUUUUGAACGUGAUAUCGGUAUGCUUAAUGGUAAAAAUACACAUUCUAUUCCUAGUCGUGAUACUUUGGUUAAAGUCCAGGAACAAUUGAAUAUACUAAAAGAUCUUUUUGAUUCAAUUUCUAAAGAUGACCAGGAAUAUAUUGAUAAAUUACGUGCUAUAAGAGAAGAACGUAUAAAGAUAGAACAACAAUCAAGGUUAGAGAAAGAACAGAUGGAACAAGCAAAGAUUAAUUCAACCGUGGCAAGCCCUUCAUCAACUGCACAAAAUCCGGAAAUUGUAGAAGAAGAACAAACAGCAGUUCUAUCGAAUGAUGGAAAGAGUAACCUAGACAAUGAAUCUAGUGGUAAGACGAUAGACGAUGAUGGUAUAGUGGAAAACAUGGAUAAUAAAGCUACAGAGGAUGAACUGACAAAGAAACGACCUCUAGAGAACAACGAAGAAAAAGAGGAAAAAGAAAAAGAAAUCCAAGAUAAAUAUUCUAAAGAAGAGGAACAAAAAGGAGAAGACGAUGAUGAAGAUAAAAAUGAAGAAAACCCCAUUGAGCUAAAUGGCGAGAAAGAAACUACUAGCAAUGACAAUAGUAAUACAAAUGAAGGUGGAAGCGAGGAGCCUGUCAUUAAAAAACAGAAGACAGAGAGUGUUGAUAUUGAUCAAAUGGAGAACAAUCCAAAUGUAAAGAAUCCUAAGUCAGAAUUUGUCAUUUCACAAACUCUACCUCAAGCCGCUAGGAAUUUAGGUUUAUUCAGUGAAGAAGGUCUGGAGAGUACAGGCGAGAAUUACCUGAAAAAGAAAUAUAGUGUCGCAAGUUACCCAACUACAGAUCUGAAAGAGUUACUGCCGGGUGACCUACCAGACAUGGACCUAUCUUGUGCUAAACCUGCUAAUCAAAUACAAUACAGUACAUUCUUAUCAUAUGUUGAUAAUUUUUACAAGGAUCUAACCGAUGAUGAUAUUAAAUUUUUAAAGUCAAAAGACAUAUUGCCUGCAAAUUUGGAAGUCGAUAAAUCAUAUGAUCCAGAAGUAACUCCAUUUGUUAUACCAAAAUUGGGUCCAUUGUAUACAAGAACAUGGUUUAGAACUGAUGCAAACAAAAACUUGGGAAACACCUCCCCUCCACACAUAAGUGAUAAAUCUAGCGUGGUAGCAAAGAAAAGUGCAUCUGAUAUCAAAGAUACAUCAUUAGAAUCCGAAGAUAUAUCCUGUGGUCCAUUAUUGUCAAGAUUAAUGUCUGCAAUCUUUAGGGAUGAAGGCAAUGAUCUUGCCAGACAAAUAACAACCGACCAAGCAAAUAAUACCACAAGUUCGACAUCUAUCCCUGAUAUAAAGACGGAGAAUGCUAGUGAUACUACAGGUAACCUCGGUAUAGAAAGCUUAGAACAGACUCCAACGCAAUCGACGAUGGAUACUCCAAUGAGCGAUGUUGAAGAAAUUACCAAAUUCAGUAUCGGUGGUACAACAAGCACCUUGAAAAUGGAUCAAGGAUGGAAAAUCAACAGUGUCAACUUGGAUUAUCCAACGCUAGAAGAAAGAUUAAAACGUGAAUUGAAAUAUGUCGGAAUAUAUAUGAAUAUGCCAAAAGAUGAAAAUAAUCCAAAUGGUUCAGAUCCAGAUUGGUUGACUGGUAGAGAAGAUGAUGAAAUUAGUGCGGAAUUACGUGAAUUACAGAGCUCAUUAAAACAGGCAACUGCCAAUAAUCAGAAGAGGAAGGAAACUCUAAUUCCGUUAGUUGACAGACAACUAGCCUGGUUGGAAUACUCUUCUAUUCUAGACGAUUUAGACAAGCAAGUAGAUCAAGCUUAUAUCAAAAGAAUUAGAGUUCCAAAGAAAAGAAAGAAGCAUCACAAUAGUGGCUCCGUUAAUGUAGGUACUGCUUCUCAAAUUGCACAACAGAAGGCAUCUAACUCAAGUUUGAAGUCAUUACUAGAUAAACGACAAAGGUGGAUUACCAAAAUUGGUCCUUUGUUUGGUCCUGCAGAGCUCAUGAAACGUAUACCGAAGAAGAGUGUAUUCAGUAAUCUGGAACAAGAGGAAGAGGAUGACGAAGCUGACGUAUUUGAUCAAACCCACGAUGGCAAAGAUGAAGGGAUAGAGACAUAA
Messenger RNA from Maudiozyma barnettii, 2211 nucleotides. RefSeq names its product histone acetyltransferase NGG1 (gene NGG1). The transcript has a single exon. The record is from RefSeq and is a predicted model, not a curated record. Gene Ontology annotation, cellular component: SAGA complex. Gene Ontology annotation, molecular function: transcription coactivator activity. Bases 1 to 2211 code for a protein of 736 amino acids. Lineage: Eukaryota; Fungi; Ascomycota; Saccharomycetes; Saccharomycetales; Saccharomycetaceae. Gene Ontology annotation, biological process: regulation of transcription by RNA polymerase II.